CUACGGAGAAAGCGUCGCUCUCUCCUCUUCGGUCUCCACGGAAGAGAACACGUCGAGAAAAAUCCAAAGCAACCCUCCCACGCACCCACUCGGAGUUUUCAAAGUGUCAUGGCAGUCCGCCAGGAACCGUUUGGCGGUGUUCGGACGAAGACUCGAACGAGUUUUAACGCCGUCAGGGCGCCGAACGUGAGGGUUAAAGAUUAGUUAGCAUGCUCGCCGGCUAGUGGUCUCGUCGGGACGCCUCCUGGCUUGACUGCCCCUUCAAAAAGCCAAAGAAAAUGCUUGUCAAUGUUGUCACAGGUUCCGGAGAAGACAUGGGCAAGUUGCAAAGCAAGUUUCGCAAGAGGUCUGAGCUGUACAGGGCCUCAGAGGGUGAAAAGGCAGACAGUGCAUUCGAUAGUCAGGUUGUUCAUCAUGAACCGGCCCACCGCGGGUCUGUCAACACAGUCACCAAACUCAGCGCAGACCUGUGUGUUUCUGGAGGCACUGACCAGGCAGUGGUGGUGUAUGACUGGAAACAAGGCCGCAUGUGUCAAUCCUUCCAGGGUCACAACAGAGAAAUUACCAAGGUGGUGUGUUAUCCUGGCAGCACGUGGGUCUUCAGCGCCUCAAGGGACAAGAGUGUCCUCAUGUGGGACCUGAACCAGGGUGAUGAGCCCAUUCAGGAGUUUUGUGGGCACCAGUUAGUGGUCAACGGGCUUGCUGUCAGCCCCGAUGGGAGGAAACUCUGCACAGGCUCCCGUGACAACUGCAUGUGCCUGUGGGACAUCGAAUCUGCAAAAUGUGAGCAGAGACACAACAUUUCAAGAAAUCUGGUGACUCACGUGUGCUGGGUGCCAGGUAGCUCCUCGAUUGUCCAAACAUCGGAGGACAAAACCAUACGGGUGUGGGACAGCCGUGCAUGGCAGGUGACAAACACGUUUCCGGCGAAGCAAUACAUCCAGACCCACUGUGACGUUUCUGACAACGGAAAUUACCUGGUGUCCAGCAGCAACGGUUUCGGAGGCCAAGGCUGCGAGGCCACGCUGUGGGAUCUGCGUCAGCCGGGCUGCAAAGUGGUGGAGUACCGGGGUCACUUGCAGACCACCGCAUGCUGCGUCUUCCUGCCCGUGCCACUGGAGGGCAGUGGCGCCGCUCUUGUGGCCACGUCCUCCCACGACAGCUCCGUCAAAGUGUGGGACCAGAACUCGGCAGUCUGUUUAGCCACAUUGUCACUAGAUGGUGCCGGUCCUCUGGUGUCAUUGGUGCCCAGCGACGCCUCCAAUGUGCUGUGUGCCAGCUUCAACAGCGGACUCCAUCACGUCGAGCUUCUCCAAGCAUCAGGGACCGCUUCAGGCGGAGCCAGUGACAUGGACAUUAGAGUGCUGUCCCGCUUCUAAAAGGUACCAUUACCAGGAUAAAUGUGCCUCCAAAGUUGAACAAAACUUUGGAGUUCACACCAUCAUCACACAUGUCAGCAAAUCUUGUGGGGCUUCAGCUCAGUGAGUGUCCAGAGGAUUUAAGGUGUGUGUGUGAGUGAGAUGUUACCAACAAAAAGGAAAGGUUUGACGAGGACCAUAGAAGAGGAAUUGGAAGUUGAAAAACAAACAUUUGACAAGUAUAUUAAGAGCUUAGUCUUACAAAGUCUUCAUUCAAGGAACAAAUUGUAACAUUAUUGCAUUUGUCACUGUCCGACAAAAAAAGAUGUCCAAAUGUAAUUAUUUUAUUAAACGCAAAGAUAAAAAUAUUUUUUGGGGGGGUUAAAAAUAUAGAAAACGUUUUUGUUUUUUGUGGAAUUAAAAAUACGAUUUUAAUAUUCUGGGGGCAUUUAACAUAAAACCUUUAAAGAAAAACAUAAUUUUCAAAAUAAAAUGCAAAAAGAAAGUGUUUGGCAUACAGCAAAUAGAAUGCACAAGUACAUGUUUUGGGAUUAAAAUAUACACUAAAUUGAUUUUGGUGGGAUUAAAACAAAAAAACACUUUUGGAUUAGAAAUGAAAUGCACCAAAAAUGUUUUUUUGUGAUUUAAAAAAUAAAUAAUAAAGCACACGAAGGGGAAAGAAAUAGCAGCAAAUUUGGAAGCUAUGCAAAAAUAAAUUGAAGGUAUCAGACUUCUGAAGGAAUGAAUAGUUUUACUUGAUUUCAGUUUUUAAUUUAUGUUUUACCCUUGUGUAACAGUUAUAAAAUCAUUUGUACAGUGAUAUUUUAUGGGAGCAUUUAUUUUGAAAUUUGAACAACCUCCAAGUCAACCAGUGUCAAAGAGCUAAUUGUGUUCCACUUUCUCUUUUUCCAAGACUUUUCAUGUUUGGAAAUUUCAUGGAGCAAAAAUUGAUUGCAUGAAAGACAUUGAUCGUCAGUUAUUUUGUAAACCGCUUAUCACCAUCAGGGUCACUAAGAAUUGGAGCCUAUCCCAGUUUACUUGAGAGCAAACGGACUGAAAACACCCUGGACUAGUCUACUGUCCAUCACAGGAUUGUGAAUGGGGACGUUGACUUUGAAUCAAGCAAUGUGUACAGGACCAAUGACCCAUUUUGGUGGGUCUGGUUGUUAAAAACAUGAAUACUUUUAAAAUUAUGCUUUACUUGUCAUCACACUGAAGCCAAAUAGAAUAUUUUUGUAGAAUGUUACAUAUAGAUUGCUUUGAAUACUUUAAUUGAUGUAUUUUUAAAGAUGACCAUAUUUUAAACAUGAAGUCGCAGAACUAUGCAAUAAGCUUUAUAGAAAAAUGUUACUAUGAACAAAUCGCAUAGAAAUCAUUGCAAAUGCAAAAUAAAGUUGCUGUCAACAUGCCACCGUGCUGUUUGAUUGAUAUACAACAUACCUGUGGAUCAGUAGUGUGUAUGGCCUUAAUGUGUAACCUGUAUGCACUCGCUGCAGCAUAUGUUUUGAGAGGUCCUGGCUGGCUUACUGUGAUUGGCAGUAAAUACAACUAGCAUCUUCAUGUUCCUUUGUGCACUCUGUACAAUGGUAUUUUGAUGUGUCCCAGCUGAUCAAUUAAAGUAGUCCUGUAUGUGAUUUCGGGUCACUGACAAGUCACAAAAAAAAGGUUUUCCACCAAGGGUGUUUUACUUGUAUAGUUCAAAGAAGACAUUAAAGCCAUACCACAAUGAACCACCACAAGUCAUCUUGAUAAAAAGAACACAGGAUGCCCUUUCUAUUUGUAUUUUUAAUUCAUUUAAAUGUGGAAGUCAUUUGCAAUUGGACACGCACGCAACAAACUAUUCAAUUACUACCCAUGGACAUGUUUGCAUAUAAACUUAAACACACACACACACACACAAAAUCACAGUUCCACGUGGCCUAUUCUACAAUACAUAUGAAAACAAAAAAAAAGGGGCAGGCUCAAAAUUUGAAAAUGACAUUGAUUCAAGUUGGCACAUAACAGAAAAAGGCUGUAUAUGGAAAUAAAAACAGUGAGGAUUACAAUUAGAUUUUUCAGUUGAGUUGAAAAAUGUGUUUCAUUUUAAUUUAAGUGUAAAAUCCCACAAAUGCAUAAGACCUUUUUUGUAAACUUUACCCUUUUCCAGUGUAGCACUACUCAAAUCUAUCGUUAGUCAUAAAAACCUUCUCCACACUGACUUGUAAAUCCAUUUUCACACAAAACACAUGCUGUUAGUCGUAAAACAUCCACAACUCACCUGUUACGAAAUUUACUUUACUCACAUAUAACUAAAACGAGUGGGUAACCUAUGGCCUGUGGGCCACGAGGUUUGCCAUGCAAUUCUUCAAAUAAAAAUAUUUUUAAAAGCCCCAAAAUGUAUAAUAAAAAUGUAGCUCAUACUAAAUAAAUUUAGCAUGGCCCUCAGAGAACUAUAAAAACUGGACGCAACCCUGGAAUAAAACGUAAUAUUUUUUUAAACAUUUCUUCCUUCAUAUCACAGAAGCAAAAAUUAACAGGUUGUAAUAUUGACUGAAGUGCAGUAAUUAGUGCAAGAAACUGCUUUUUCUCAUUGAUUAUGGUAAUAGUAUAAUAUACUGUACGUAUGACUUAUUAUUCACAUUUUUUAAU
Phycodurus eques (leafy seadragon) is the source of this 3986-nucleotide messenger RNA. RefSeq names its product WD repeat domain 31 (gene wdr31). Gene Ontology annotation, molecular function: protein binding. Lineage: Eukaryota; Metazoa; Chordata; Actinopteri; Syngnathiformes; Syngnathidae. The coding region runs from base 279 to 1379 and encodes 366 amino acids. The record is from RefSeq and is a predicted model, not a curated record. The transcript is spliced from 10 exons.